Molecule: messenger RNA, 1389 nt
Organism: Peronospora matthiolae
Lineage: Eukaryota; Oomycota; Peronosporomycetes; Peronosporales; Peronosporaceae
Source: the annotation of a GenBank genome assembly
AUGAGGGGCUUCAAGGCUAGCGCUCGGGAAGGGUGGUUGUCGGCGUGGCGUGGUGCGCCUCAGAUCCGUCGCCCGCAGGCUUGGUGUAUUCAGGAGACGCAUGUACAUACUGACGAAGAGGCAGCUUCGGCCUGGGAACCGGAACGCUGGUCAUUCCGGGCGAUCGCAAUUUCCAUUGGGGAGGAUGUUCUGAUCAAUGUGUACGCACCUACACUGCGAGGUGAACGGGAGGACUUCUUUACUUCCCUUUUCAGCUGGAAUUCGAUGACCUCCAACACUAUUAUGGCAGGCGACUUUAAUUGCGUUCAGUGCCCUCUCCUCGAUCGGUACGGCAGUCACCGAUCGCACCGAUCGGAAAGCCCUGCCCUGGACGCGGUAGUUGCGACACUGAGCUUGGCGGAUGCGAGAGAUCUUCUGGAUCAUGCGGAUGACGAGGGCACUGGCGAUCCUACUGACCAUUUCACUUACUGGAAUGGGGGCCGUGCCAGUCGCAUCGAUCGUUUCUAUGUGCCUGAGGGGUGGGUAAAUCGCGUGCUGUGGAUUGAAGCGCGGAUGCCAUCAAAUCAGUCGGACCAUCAGGAGGUUGUGCUACACCUACGUGACCUGAACAAACCUCGUUCGUCAAGCCGGCAUGGGCGUGUAACAUAUCCGAUUCAUUCAUUGAACCCUGGCAGGAUCGUUGACGAACUUGUCGCGGAAAUGGACGGGAGGGAUAUAGGUCAAAGCGUUUCUACCCUCACUUGGGACGCGGAUGUCACAGAGUGUCAACAGUGCGUUCGACGCAUCCGGAAGCGGGUUCAACAGCGCAGAGCGCGAUUUCAUCGGAAGAUUCAGGGCAGAGCUCGGCGACCUCUCCUCACCCGGCCGCAAUUUAUCUCCUGCAAUAUGGAGGAAUUGCGGCAGGAACAUCUGGUGCGACUGGGUCAGAAGCUCGCCAGGAAGGCUGACCAGUUGCGCUAUUUUUACAAGCGGGUUGCCGACUGGGAACGCAAUCAAACAGUCACAACAAUUUCGCGCAUCCACGGCCCGCAUUUUACCCGGGAUAUGACUAUCGCGGAUAAAUUUGCCACCGAAUGGUCUACAGGCCUUGGCAAAGUUCAUUGCCAGGAGGAGAGAGUGGACUUGCCAUCAGCCAUUCGCCGUUUUGUCAAUCUACCCACAGACCGGGUCUUGUCUUCUGCCGACAACCGGGCUCUCUUGGGUGAUUUUUCGGAAGCGGAAGUCCUUGCAGCCGUUUCUGGGCUCAGUCGACAUAAGUCUGCGGGACUGGACGGGCUCAACAACGAUUUUACAAGGAUACGUCUGCACUUCUUGUCCCCGCCCUGGUCCAGCUCAGCCAUCAAAUUUUGGCUGGAGCUGAUCCCCCGCCUUCGUUUCUCGAAGCUUUGA